Molecule: messenger RNA, 2084 nt
Organism: Striga asiatica
Lineage: Eukaryota; Viridiplantae; Streptophyta; Magnoliopsida; Lamiales; Orobanchaceae
Source: the annotation of a GenBank genome assembly
UCACUGUACAUGCCCUUAUAUACUUGGGCCAAAUAGACAAAAUAACCUAAACCUAAAAGGAAUAAAUGGUAUUUACAAUAUGACUUGUACUGAAAGCUUAAUAACUUGUACAUAUUCUAUUACAGCCGAAAAAGAAAAAAAGGUAAGCGCAUAGGUAUCACAGAACUUCCGUGCACCCCCUGGAUAACAGUAGACAAAACUCUUCCGCGGGCCCCACAACAACGAAAAUAUGUGGCUCAGGAAAAACAGCCCUUCGCUGACGUGGCACCCCAACUCGUCGUCGUUUAUUUAGAUUUGAAGGGAUCAAAAUCGUUUCAUUCGCCAUUGCCAAGUGCCAACGGAGCUCAUCGGCUAUCUUAUUAUUAUAAUUUUCAGAAAAUAUAUAUAUUUGUUUAUAUAUUCUGUUGGCUUCAAUUUAUUAUUAUUUUUUUUAAUUUUAAUUUUGGGUGUUAUCGUGGAGGAUGAAGGAAUUGAAGGAGCCGGAGAUAACCUUAUUCGGCAGGAAGAUUGUGUUGCCGGAGAACGACGUCGAGGACUCCUCCGGCAAAAUUGACGGCGGCGAUUGCGACCUAUGUGAGGAAGCCAGCUGCGGAGGCAAAGGAGAGGAGGAAAAAGCUGAGGAUGACAAGCGGCCGUUGAUUGAUGAGGACCAAAUAGCAGAACAAACCGAAAAAAAGCCCCAAGAAGAAGAGGAUCCAUGCCCCAACGAAUCAAAAGACACUAAUUCCUCUUCCGGCCUAGACGAGACCCUCAAAACUUCUCCUGCCGAUGAGGACACAGUCUCAGAGAACAACCACAAGCCCGAAACCGAACCAACCACAAACGGGCCUCAAAAGGCCCUCAAAAAGCCCGACAAAAUCCUCCCCUGCCCGCGCUGCAACAGCAUGGACACCAAAUUCUGCUACUACAACAACUACAACGUGAACCAGCCACGCCACUUUUGCAAGAGCUGCCAGCGGUACUGGACAGCUGGCGGCACCAUGAGGAAUGUUCCGGUGGGCGCCGGCCGCCGUAAGACAAAGAGCUCCUCCGCCUCCUCCGAUUGCCGCCACAUCACAAUCUCCGAGGCUCUUCAGGCCGCCGCCAGAGCCGAUCCCUGUGGUGGUUACAAGCCCAACAGCACUGUUCUCUCAUUUGGGCCUACUGGGCCUGGGCCCGACUCGCUGUUGUGUGAAUCUAUGGCCUCGGCCCUGAAACUCAUAGACAAAAGAGCCCAAAACAGGGAUGGGGAUAGGAAUAGGCCUGAUGGAGUGGAAAACGGGCCUAGACAGCCCGUAAUCCAUAAUAUGAACGGGCUUCCUAUUCCAGUCCCGUGCAUCCCAUGGAAUUUUCCGGUGCCAUUACCGGCGGUAUGCCCAGUGCCCUUUUACCCGACAGCUUACUGGAAUUUCAGUUUGCCCAACACAUGGACUUAUCCUUAUCCAUGGUUAAAGGCACAAUCUUUAUCCACAAAUCAAAACGCGACAGGUGGAUCGGGCCCAGGGUCCCCGCUCGGUAAGCAUUCGAGAAAUGGGGAGUUGCUUAAUGCAAAUGGUUUCGAAAAUAAAGAUAAAUCAGAAAUAUCAAUUGUGGUACCGAAAACUUUGAGGAUAGACGAUCCUGAGGAGGCUGCCAAGAGUUCUAUAUGGGAAACAUUGGGGAUUAAAUACGACUCGGCUAAUAGAGAGGGUCUUUUUAAGGCCUUGCAGCCGAAGGGUAAAGAGGGAAAAAUUAAAGUCCGGGACUCGACUGUGAUGCAGGCGAAUCCUGCGGCUUUGUCUCGGUCAAUCAGCUUUCAAGAGGGUGCUUGAUUGAUUAAAGGGAUACAUACUAAUGCAAAGAUGGUCGAUUUUUUUCGGGGAAAAAUGUGUCGUAAUUUUAAAUAACCUCGUAUAUCGGCUUCUUUCUUGCAUAGUGUCUAUUGAUUUUCGAUCCUUCUCUCAUUUUUAGAUCCAUGUUCGUGUAACAUUAUGCGGGUGACUUGUUUUUUCUUUUAGCUGUGAUGAGUGUGCUUGUUGUGUGUACAUAAGUUUUGUAGGAAAAACACUGAUAGAUAGAUUUGAUUUUUAUGGUAUAACUAUAAACUACCUCUUUUUUGCUGUUAA